UUUUUAUGAAAGAAUUACUACUAUUCACCACGUGUAGGCAAACCAGAUCGCUGCGUUUAAAAAACCCGUUCGACCUAAAUUCACAUCGACGAAAAACGGAAUAAAUAAAACAGAUCGGAGAAACACGCGCAUCUAGUAUGUUUAGCUCUCACUAUCAUUUUGUUCAGUCGUUUGAAGUGGGACGAUCUUUCUACGGCACGCACGUCUCGAGUUUCUUUUAUUUAUUUCACGUCUUUGAGUGGAAAAAAUUUAUUGACUGCUCGAUUUAAUUAAUAUUUGUCUUCUUUUUCUUGAUUAUUAAAAUGUUUGGAAAUAUUCUUUCGCAAAAUUAUAUUGCGCUAUUCUUUUAAAACCAGUUUGGAUUGUGUCUUUAGGUAGUUGAAUUCAAACGAUUUUUUUGUGCAAUUAGUUUGUCGUCUGCUAGUGAAAGUUCUUUUUUCGUUGAGAGAACUUCUUCCGUAAAAAAAAUAGUCUGUUAAUGGGUGCCAAGUGUUGUUUUUUUAUCAACAUGGAGUUCAGGUAGAUGUUAAAAGAAUUAGAGGAGUGGGCUUGGAAAAUUAUAAUGGGUUUGUCGUGUGGAGCUAAAUGUGCCAAAGGCCUUCUGGUCACUUUCAAUUUAUUGUUUUGGGUGUCUGGCUGUUUCCUUUUCGCUGUAGGAAUCUAUUUUCUUGUUGACAAAGAAAAAGUGACAUUAUUCCAACUUUUUGUGCUACCGGGGUUAAGCUACGCCCUCACCCAGUAUCUAGCAUGGACACUUGUAGGUUUAGGAGGAUUGGUUUUCUUCCUAGGCUUUUGUGGCUGUUGUGGAGCCAUACGAGAAAAUAGGUGUUUACUAGUAACAUAUUUCAUUUUCUUAUUUCUUGUCAUGUGUGGAGAGCUUGCAGUUGGAAUACUCAGCGUCAUCUUCCAGGAUAAGACUUUGAGUAAAUUGGAAGAUCUUUCUACAGUAUUAAAAGAUGAAUAUGGAAUCAACAGUCAAAAAACAGAAGCGUUUGACUUUGCUCAAACUAAAUUUAACUGCUGUGGAAUUUUCGGACCAGAGGAUUAUGAAGAAAGCACUUGGAAAGUUCAAAAUUUAGGCAAAGGUGACAGCGUAUCCAAGACUUGCUGCAUUUUGUCUAACGAUGAUCAUUUAGAUCCAAAGCCCGUGAAUAGUAGCUGGUGUCAGUCAGAAAAAGCAACAGAAAACAAUUUAUUUCGCCAUCACGAGGGUUGCAUAGCAAAGCUAGAAGAGUUUAUAAAGCAAACAAGCAUUAUUUUUGUAGCGAUAGGUUGCGGAGUUGCAGUUAUCGAGAUUUUUGGAAUGGUAUUUGCAAUAUGCCUGUGUAAAGAAGUGUGAAGUUAUUUUAAUAGUAAGUGAAUAAAGAAGCUAAGAAUGAAGCUAAAGAAACAAUAUUAGCACAAUAAAUAAAAACACCCUACAUUUAAAUUCUUUUUAAAAUAUAGACUGAAUUUUGAUUUGGCUUUAGCACUUAUGAUAAAAAAAAGUCAAUUUUUUAAUUAAUAUGUUUUGUCCAAUACAUAUUCAACUGCUCCAAAGAAUCAUCAUGAUGCAAUGGAGUUUUAAGAAUAUUUCUGAAUGAAAUUAUCUAAGAACAUCAAUUGGUAAAAAAAAAACAAUAUUCGCCAGAGUUUUAUGGUAAAAAAAUGCAAAUGAAAUUAUUAGAAAAUUGAAAAGAUUCAAUGAAUUAAAAAAAAUAAGAAAGCAAACAAUUUACCAUGAAAAAAAAGUGAAUAUCUUUUUAAAUAAAUAUGUGAUAAUAAAAUGUAUGUACACAGGAUGAUACGUUCACGAGGAUGCAGAUACGAUAUAUAAAUCUCUCUAACAUUACCUGAGCUUCAGACAAAUCGGAAUAAUGACUUGAAGACUUUAAUUAAUUUCAAGACAAACAGCGACGAAAUGUUUAUUGCUAACGUUUUAAGAUUGCAAAGUCUUGCAUUUAUAUCAUCUAGUCAUGUUACCUGUUUAGAAACUGUCAGCAUUGAAAGUCAAUUGAUGAAUGCCGCACAGUAUAAUCAACUCUAAACUAAUAAAAAUUUAUUGAAAACUUGAUCAGAAUCACAUUUGCAAUAUCAUGCAUAUUCCAUUCAACGAAUCAUUCACUAUAUUUUCAUAAUUUCAUACCUUGAUGCUAAUAUGAAUUAAAGACGAACAUUAUGAUUUAUGGAUUUUAGCAUCAUAAGGUUUUAUAUCAUGUUUAAAAUUAAAACUUAAGAGAUAUGUUUUCUAUUCUUUCCUUUGUAUGGGAUGCUUCAAAGUUGAUCAAUAUGAAAAGACAAAACAGGCAUACAAAAGAAUGGGAUUUCACAAAACUCUAUCCAAGAGUCACAAAUUGCACGAUAUGCAAAGACAAUGAACAAAAAUUGAUCUAACACAAUUUUAUUUAUACUGCAUUUCCAUUUUUAUAACCAAUACAAUAACAGAAGAUGUUCAACGUUUUUGUCAGACUCCUCAAAAUGCAUUUACUCCCGAUACAACAACAGAAGAUACUCGACGUUUUUGCCAGACUCCAGCACACACAUUUACGUCCAAUAUAACAACAGAAGAUGCACAACGUUAUCGUCAUACACCUGAAAGCACAUUUACGACCAAUGUAACAGAAGAUGCUCAACUUUAUCGUCAGACUCCUGAAGGCACAUUUACGACCAAUGUAACAGAAGAUGCUCAACAUUCGUGCCAGACUCCUGAAAAUGCUUAUGGCGUCGAUGCUGCAUGGAAUGACGCACCUUCGCUGGCAGAUAAACGUUCAAUUUGCGAACCCUUUUAGCAGCUGCGGGUAUCAAUAGUGGCCCCAUGUUCCAACAUGUUUUUGUAAUUCCUUUUUUAUGCUUACUUUGUCUUUUCUAUUUGGCUUAUUAUUCUGAAGCAGCUUAUAGAAGUAGGUGCACUUACCAACUGAUGAUAUGGCAUCUAAUUAUUCUAUUAAUUGAAAUAUAAGAAAAAGGAUUUAUUAUUCGGCACUUUAGUUUUAUGUGUCACAUAUUAGGAAAGUGAAUCACUAAUUUGCUCAAAGUUGUCCA
Molecule: messenger RNA, 3021 nt
Organism: Parasteatoda tepidariorum (common house spider)
Lineage: Eukaryota; Metazoa; Arthropoda; Arachnida; Araneae; Theridiidae
Product: tetraspanin-18B
Cellular component (GO): plasma membrane
Source: RefSeq, a predicted model, not a curated record